AUGAUGGAAUGGUUGAGUAAGAGUGCAAUCACAGAGUGGAGAUUGUGUAGGAAAAUGGUGGGUGGGGGACUUUUAAAUUUUCACAAGUUUUAUUGGAGACUUAGGUUGGUGGUGCUUGUGAUGGGAAGACAACCUUGCUGUGACAAACUUGGGGUGAAGAAAGGGCCAUGGACAGCCGAGGAGGACAAGAAACUUAUUAGCUUCAUCCUCACAAAUGGCCAAUGUUGUUGGCGAGCUGUCCCCAAGCUCGCCGGACUACGCCGCUGUGGCAAGAGUUGCCGGCUCCGUUGGACUAAUUACCUUCGCCCUGACUUGAAGAGAGGCCUUCUUACUGAGGCUGAGGAGCAGUUGGUCAUUGAUCUCCAUGCUCGACUUGGCAACAGGUGGUCUAAGAUUGCUGCAAGAUUGCCUGGAAGGACUGAUAACGAGAUAAAAAAUCACUGGAACACCCACAUAAAGAAAAAACUUCUUAAAAUGGGCAUUGAUCCUGUCACACAUGAACCCCUCCAUAAGGAAAAUAAAGCCACAGAGAAAUCUCAUGGAGACCAUUUGCCCGAAUCCGAAAACCAUCAUGUUCAAUUGCCAGAAACUUCUGGCAGUGGCACUGCCAUCUCCGAGGAGAACUCGUGCUCACCGCCUGAAAAUUGUUCUGGUGAUGAAUCCCAUUUACUCGAUAGCAUAUGUGACGAUUUUCCAUUGAUGAGUUUUCUAUUGGAGGACCAAGGUCCAAUAGUCGAUGCACCAUGGGAGUUUCCAUCUGCUGGACAAAAACAAACCUUUGAUGAUGCUGGCAUGACAUCGUGGGACGAGGAUUGUGGGUGGCUAUUAAAUUGUCAAGAUUUUGGUGUCCAUGAUUUUGGUUUUGAUUCCUUCAACGACCGAGAAACGAAUAUGUUGAACACAAUAGAGAUCAUGGGCAGCAACAAACAGGCUGACCAUGGGACAAUUGACUUUCCAGGCCUAAAGUCUGACAGUAUUCUGGCCCAGAUCCAGAAAUAUUGGCCAAAUGGACUAGGGCCGGCCCAGCCAGAUCCUCUUUAUACCGUGGAAAGCGAAGCAAAACCCGAACCUUUCCGACCUGCUACCGCGAGAGGUGCUCGAGCAACACCCCCCCCCCUUCCCCCCGUCUCGUCUUGGGCAGGUACCUUGUCUGGAAGCGGCUGUAGCAUGGGAGAAUCAUUUACAAUUCAGAUUAGCAGCAACUUAGUAAAGCAGCUCGCAGAUGAUGGAGAGAAGUCGAAGAAGAGAAUAAAGAAGCCAAAAACAAAGAUACCACGAGACACCCAACAGUUCCGAACUAAACUGCUUCAGAAGCAAAUUCCUGAUGAUUCUGAGACCCUUAAAGGGAUUGCUUCUGCUGGAUGGCUACUUCCGCCUCCAUUAUUCCUGUCAGUUCCUACUCCACAGCAAGCUGCUAAUGCUGAACUAGAUGCCAUCCGGUGUAUCCUCAAAGAGAGUGAGAAAGUUGUGGAAAGGUUGCAGAAGCAGGAAGAUGAAAUGCUGCAGGAAGUAAACCAAAGAGCCAAAGAUCUCCAUGAUAAGGAGUUCAAACUUCCAUACCAGAAACCGAUCCCCUGUUUGGCUGAGAAAGAUGCUUGCUUGGAGUGUUACAAGGAGCAUGUCAAGGACCAUCUAAAGUGUGCCCAUUUGGUUAAAAAUUUUGCAGAGUGUGCUCGCAGAAUUAGGCAGCAAGUGAAUUUAGCAGCUAAUUAGGCUCUACACGAAUGUUGUUUUCUUGAAGACGUACUUCACUGCAAAUUAAUCCCCAGUUUUGACACAAGGAAAUUUUUGCAGUGUGAAUAAGCUAACUCUUACUGUUCCCAAAUUGGGUUGCAUGCUAUUGAACCAAAAUCAACAAUGUUGAAUUGGUGCAGAAAUUUGGUGUUAUGCUGAGAUAAGUAAUCUUUUGUGAUUGAUGUAACUUGGCCUGAUAACCUUGAAGCCGAAAUUCUUACCAAGGAUUAUGAACGUAGGUCUAGUGGCGGCUUAGUACGAUUAUAGAGGAUGGCAAUUAUAUGUUUG
Ilex paraguariensis (yerba mate) is the source of this 2022-nucleotide messenger RNA. The record is from the annotation of a GenBank genome assembly. Lineage: Eukaryota; Viridiplantae; Streptophyta; Magnoliopsida; Aquifoliales; Aquifoliaceae.